Mycena citricolor is the source of this 3489-nucleotide messenger RNA. The record is from the annotation of a GenBank genome assembly. NCBI's taxonomy places the organism in Eukaryota, Fungi, Basidiomycota, Agaricomycetes, Agaricales, Mycenaceae.
AUGCCAUACGCGAAAAGCAGCGCAUCCGAAUGGCUCAGAGAAGGUGUGUUCAUGUUCCUGCAUAACCCAAUCGCAUUCAACAGUCAUAAUAGGAAGGCAAAACGGGAUGAACUACAACAGGCAUUAGUGUCUGCUUCGACGUGCAAUCCAGUCACGGAGGAUGCUCAUGCAGGUUCUGCUCCUGCUACUAGCUUGAAAGCAAUGGCUUUGCUUUCGUCUGCGGAAGUAGCCGCCUCCGACGCUCUCUUGAAACUCUACAGCCUCACUGGGACUCGUGAAGCAUACCUUACAGAACUUUCAUCACCCCUGCCUCCGUCUUCGCCGUCUUACUCGUCCGAGGACGACGAAAUCAUGUCUGUCAACGCCCUUCUCCGUUCGAUAACACCAACGGACAUGGAUGAAAGUCUUAUACAACCUCAAGUGUGGACAACUCCCCGACGUUUGUUGGACAUCGCAGCCAGCCCUACUUGGUCUUGUUCAUGGGAACCCGAGGAAUUGGCCAUAUCACCGCUCACUAGCACUUCUGCUAUUCCGGUAACUCCUUCUCACGAACGAUUUGAAACAGCUUCCCGCACGCAAGCCGAAUGUUACAGUGAUAUGGUCGGCACCAGUUGGACAUCGGAGGCGCAAAAGGAGUUACUUACGACGCAAGUGCCCACGUUUAUCCUUGCCCGCACCAAUGAGCGCUUGCCGCCGUUCUGGUCUAGCAUUUGGCAUAUGUGGUUCGACAAGUUUCCGGAGUGGGAGGCGAUAGGUCUGGGAAGCGACACUGACCUAUCAGCAGAGGAGAGUACUGCAUUGAAGGAGGCGAUUGAGGCUCGCAAAUCUCAAAUCAAGUCUUGGUUCCCGCGCGCAGCCAAGAAGUUCAACGGCGGCAGACCCACCAAGAGUGGUAGCACUAUGAUGACCAAGGCCUUGCGUCGUACAGUCCAGGGCCGUGGCAGAGCCGCUGGUUCUCGAUCUCGCCAGGCUCGUGAAGUGUAUGCCACCUUGCAUCCCGAGCGGUACCAGAGAGAACGCAAGCUGAACGCCGCCAAGUUGGGACUCGGCUCCAAUUCUAUGCAGAACUCAGACUCCUCCGACUCCGAAUCUGAUCCUAAUUUGGACAGUGAAGACCACGGGAGUCAGAGCCGCACAAAGUCUGAUGGUCGCGCACUCAAUUGCACAAUUCGCAACACUACCUUGAAUGCAUUGUGGGCUGCCGCCACGCUGGAGGAACGCCGGGAGGUGGAGGAGAUUAUGGAGAAAGAGAAGACCACCAGGGAAGAAAAGCUCGCCAAAGACACAAAUGUAGAGACACCGCAAACACCUGAGCAGUAUCAGAUAAGCGGAGACAUCGUUAUUCCACCUGAGCCCCUGUCGGGAAUCGCUGCUGAUGACGACACCGCAGGACAUCCAUCAGCGAAGUCUCAAAAAAAGAAGCGCAAGCAGAAGAAGAAGCCUACUGUGCCAGCCGCUGGCGUUCAGCAUCCUUCGGCACCACCGCCAACAGCUCCAGAUUCCAAUGCAGAGCUAGGCAGCGAUCUACCCGCCACCGACACCGACUUUCCGGGAUCUCACAUCUUUUACGGCGCCACUCCGGGCGCAGACAGCGACAACAGCGAGGGAAGUCUGUGGGGGGGAUUCAAUGCCGAUCUGAGCAAUGGUUGGGAUGCAGGUUUCACCGCGACGCCUCAUCUUCAACAAGCAAACACUCUGGCAAACCCUUUUGGUCGCCCAUUGCACCCUGACACACGAUGGCAAGGAUUUGAGCCUAGCGGUGUCAUUAUGCCCAGUGUACCCGAAGAGCAACGCCCGCUACCUGUGCUUCAUCGUGUCACUGUUCCGCACUCGCAGACUCAUUUGGCCACACAAGCACAAGGUCUGGUCCAUCUAAACCCGAUGUCUGUAACACCUGACCUAGUCCUCGCAGAUCCCAGGCGCACCUGGGCUGAAUACGGGUACGGGUUCCCGGACGUUACGGACUUCUUGAGGGAGUACGGACAAGCCUUUCCAGGAGGUCAUGCCAACAACAAUGAGACGCUGCCGGCCCCAAACCCCACAGAUAUGUCGGCUAACCACAAUCCCCGCAUCGAGACACCCAAUCUGGCGAUACCGGUUCCCACCUCGACUUCUUUGCUACCACCAUCGGCAAGUACCACCUCGGGUUCCAUUACGUUGGAGGCAAGCGAUGGAUCAGUUCAAAUCAUCUCAACAGCAGAGUCCAUUCCAAGCACGAAGAAGCGUCGGUCGCCAGCUGGACGCCAGACAGCAAAGCAACGAAGAGAGCUCGAGGCUGCUGAGACGCUGAAAGAUGACUCUCGGGAUGGUGGUGGGGUCAUAGUCACGACAGUGGGCAGAGACAAGAGGCAGCCUAAGCCGCGUGUCAAUCCUGAUGGACACAUGUAUUCGCUGGGAUGGCGAAGCGACAGGACGGAGAAGACCACGGGGACAGCAAAACGAAAGUCCAAUCCGGAUGCCCCUGCACCUAAUAAGAAAUUGAUCAAUAAACAAUCUUCUGCUUUCUGUUCGUCUCUUGUUCCUGUUGUAACGCGUCUGCAAUCUCUCAUCUCUGCCCUCACCCGACAUUCUUCUGCGACUUCAAUGGCCUCAAAGAAGCGGAAACUGAAAGGAGGGGGCGGAAAGAGAGGGAGCACGGGAAUUGGCGGUGUUGAAUCGUUCUCCUUCUCUAUCGCUCCGGAGCCUCGCACACAGCCCAUAGCGUCAGGCAGUGGCGUUCGUCAUUCGACUCUCGUAUGGAGGACAACUGAUUUGGACGACGGACGUGUGGGACAGACCACAGUGGAGGCCACUCAAGUCCAGGAAUUGGUUGACAAUAUCCCUGCGCUUUCAGCUCUGCCCUUCAACGGUGUACCAAUUUUCGACUCAGUUGAAGAGGAAGAGGAGUGGUCUGGAAGGGAGACACGUUCUUCAGAAUGGUGCGGGUCGUUCUUUGUGAAGCGCACAUUGAAAAGCCUCGGCGUACGCAUCCAACUUGGGCAUGCAAGCGCAGGCAAUCAGGUCUGUCUAUCGCCCAACAAGGCACAGGGGGAUAGCUUCGUCAUCGUGGACAAUAACGGUGUCCACGAGGUGGGCUUGGAUUUCUGCGGAUGUGGAGCUGCGGGGGAACACGCAGAACAGCUAUUGCGAGCAUCACUUUUCCCCUCAACAACGACCAAUCCGCGUUCAGCAGCAACCUUCAACGUCUUGCGAAGGCACCAUAUGCUGUCCUUUGAGGCCAAGUGCUCCGUGUACGAGUUCUAUUACAGUCUGGCUCGGGAGAGUGACAAUAUGGGACUGGACGGGCUCAAAGAUCGCUAUGAGGAGUUUGCCAGGAUUGCGAAGCAGUGGAGACACCUGCAGAUGAUGAAGCGCUCUGCUCGCGGUCACGAUCCAACGGGUAUUGGUGGCACUCAGGAUGGGGAAUGUGCUUUGCUUUGUCCGGCAUGUCCGCAUCCGGGCAAGAACUUGCCCGAUGGCUGGGAGAAGGCAGAUGGCGAGAAGAUGUGA